AUGGCCCCUUCCGCAGUAGAAGUCCUCCAAGCUUCACUCAUCAGCCCAUACAAGGAGCUGGCAACCAAGUAUGACGCAGAGGCUGAAGCGGGACUCAAAGACUACAAAGCGGCCAAGCACCCCCAUUACCUCCCAACCUGGGACCGCAAUGAAAAAUACCCGCCGCUCGAGCCCUUCGAGCACUACGAGCACGGCAAGGACGCCGACUCAUCGUACCCAAACCUGCUGCCCGAUGGAGUCGUCCAGGUCCGCGGCAUCCAGCUCAGCACGCUCAGCUCGGCGGGCAAGGACGAGUUGGCACGGUUCGUCGCCGAGCGUAAGGUUGUUGCCUUCCGUGACCAAGACUUUGCCGACCUUCCUAUUGAAAAAGCCCUUGAGUUUGGGUCGUAUUUCGGCCGCCAUCACAUCCACCCAACAUCAGGCGCGCCCACAGGCUAUCCCGAAAUCCACCUCGUACACCGCGGUGCUGGUGACGAAUCCAUCGAUAAAUACUUCACAAACCGCACGUCCACCGUUGCCUGGCACUCGGACGUGUCGUACGAGCAGCAGCCGCCCGGCACGACCUUCCUGUAUGUGCUGGACAAGCCGUCAACGGGAGGCGACACGCUCUUUGCCAACGCCGUCGAGGCCUACAACCGGCUCAGUCCGCUGUUCCAGCGGCGGCUGCACGGCCUAAAAGCGAGGCACUCGGCCGUCGAGCAGGCCAACGACAGCGUCCUGCGCGGUGGGAUCAAGCGGCGCGAGCCAGUUAUCAAUGAACAUCCUAUUGUCAGAACGCAUCCUGUGACCGGCGAGAAGGCAAUCUAUGUAAAUCCUCAGUUCACCCGCGACAUCGUCGGCCUGAAAAAGGAAGAGUCGGACGCAAUCCUCAAGUUCUUGUACGACCACCUCGCGUAUGGCGCCGACUUCCAUGCGCGUGUCAAGUGGGAGGAGCGCACCGUCGUGGUCUGGGACAACCGCGUGACCCAGCACUCGGCGCUGGUAGACUGGAAGGACGGGCAGCGUCGCCAUUUGGCUCGCAUCACCCCACAGGCCGAGAGGCCCUUCGAGACGCCGUUUGAGGCGUGA
Messenger RNA from Parathielavia appendiculata, 1068 nucleotides. RefSeq names its product TauD-domain-containing protein. Lineage: Eukaryota; Fungi; Ascomycota; Sordariomycetes; Sordariales; Chaetomiaceae. The transcript has 6 exons. Gene Ontology annotation, cellular component: cytoplasm. Gene Ontology annotation, molecular function: 2-oxoglutarate-dependent dioxygenase activity. The record is from RefSeq and is a predicted model, not a curated record. The coding region runs from base 1 to 1068 and encodes 355 amino acids.